This is a messenger RNA of Leptonychotes weddellii (Weddell seal), 2082 nucleotides long. NCBI's taxonomy places the organism in Eukaryota, Metazoa, Chordata, Mammalia, Carnivora, Phocidae. The record is from RefSeq and is a predicted model, not a curated record.
GUCAGUCCAUUGUGGGCUGUAAGGCCAUCCUCAUCGACGACCAGGUUUUCGUGGUGGUGGCCCAGCUCUUCGGCGGCUCUCACAUCUACAAAUACGAUGAGAGCUGGACCAAGUUUGUCAAAUUCCAGGACAUCGAAGUCUCUCGCAUCUCAAAGCCCAACGAUAUCGAGCUGUUUCAGAUUGAGGACGAGACGUUCUUCAUCAUCGCAGACAGCUCUAAAGCUGGUCUGUCCACAGUGUAUAAAUGGAACAGCAAAGGGUUCUACUCCUACCAAUCUCUGCACGAGUGGUUCAGGGACACGGAUGCAGAAUUUGUUGACAUAGACGGGAAGUCGCAUCUGAUUCUGUCCAGCCGCUCCCAGGUCCCCAUCAUCCUCCAGUGGAAUAAAAGCUCUAAGAAGUUUGUCCCCCACAGUGAUAUCCCCAACAUGGAGGAUGUACUGGCCGUGAAGAGCUUUAGGAUGCAGAAUGCCCUCUACCUUUCCCUCACCCGCUUCAUCGGGGACUCCAGGGUCAUGAGGUGGAAUAGUAAGCAGUUUGUGGAGAUCCAGGCUCUUCCAUCCCGGGGGGCCAUGACCCUGCAGCCCUUUUCUUUUAAAGAUAAUCACUACCUGGCCCUGGGGAGUGACUAUACAUUCUCCCAGAUCUACCAGUGGGAUAAAGAAAAGCAGCUAUUCAAAAAAUUCAAGGAGAUUUAUGUGCAGGCACCUCGUUCCUUCACAGCUGUCUCCACUGACAGGAGAGAUUUCUUUUUUGCAUCCAGUUUCAAAGGGAAAACAAAGAUUUUUGAACAUAUAGUCGUUGACUUAAGUUUGUGAAGGGGUGACUGGUGAAUUUAGAGACACGUAGCACUAGCUUUCACAAGAGAGGCCUGAGAAGCAAACAGAAGGCCAAGUUCAGAGCUCCGCAAUUAAAAACGCACUGGGGAAAUAGAAGUUUUCAACAUUUUAGAACUCGCAUUUCAAUCAGGGAUUGCAUUUAUUGGCUAACUGCAUGACAUGUCCAUUCUCCCAUUUCAAAAGACAUCUUAAAGCCUGUUAUCUCUGAGAAAAGAGUAGAGUAUUAACUCUUACCAUCUAGGAAAGUAAUGUGCUUUUUUCUUUUUCUUUUCUUUUCUUUUUUUUAAUGAGGAAGGAGGAAAUCGGAUAAGAUGGGACAGUUCUUAUGAUGAAAUUAAAAAAAAAAAAAAAAAAGACCAAACUAUGGGCCCUUCUCAUUCCAUUUUAGCAAUCUUAUGGGGUAAGAAUGCUUAAAGCCAAAGUCAGCUGAAAAAAUUUGCUGAUGAUUCAUUUAAAAAUCUGAUAACACUCAGCAAUGCUAUUUUGAGUCAUUUCAGUUUCCUGAAUGCCCCUUCAUAGCAGAACGUUGGCUGUUUCAUUGGCUCGGGCGGAUGCUCGUGAUGGGGGGUGUUCACAAAAUAACGUUGGUCAUUGCUUCCUUCGCCACAAAGAAAAUACUCUGCUGACACACUUCCAGGCCCAGCACGGGCCAUAGGCCCAUGAGUGAGACAAAGGCGGUUUCCCCUCUUCCUUGUGGUUCAGAGCCGACCUCGUGGCGCCCGGAGCAAUAUUGCUUUUAGAUGCCCUCCAUGACUCGGCUGCUUCCCUGAACCCAUUCUUUGAGUUUGUGGGUAACCAGCAGACAGGCCAAAGACUGAACGGUGCUUUUCAUCCCAUCCUUUAAAGCAAUAGAACAGGGCUUUCCAGCUGAUGAGCGUUCGGUAGAAUUGCUGAAGCAAGAUUUUGUGGGAUCAAAGAGGACUUUACACAAGUCUCGCUAUACUUUGAAACCUAGAGGUGGCCCUUUGAUUUGUGCAUGUCUGUGCCCUCUGGGCAACUUCCUGUUUCGAGUCAUUGAGUACCAGCCUACCUUCCUGCCUCCCUGCCUUCCUCCCUACUCCUUCAUCCGUCCUGCUUUGUUGAUGGGCUGUUGCCCCCGCUGCCAAUGCGGACAGGCUGGGGCACCACACUGCAGAACCCAGGGUGCUCCUGACGCUGGUGCCCCUUCCUUUCCCGGUAGUUUAGCUGAGGAGAGCCCCCUGGGGCUCACACCCUGACGUGGGACCACGUACUGGCGGGGGAC